GAAUGUUGCGGACUUGAUUGCGUUGGCGCCUCACGCUCGUCGAGUUUGCAAGUGAGUGGAGUCGGAACGUCGGUCUUGGAAUCGUUAAUUUUUUAUGUGGAGAGGAGAGUGAGAGGGCCAUCGAUCGUCAAAAUCCGCGCUAGUUCAGGUGCUGUGCGAGCGAGCGAGCUCCUGGGGAUCUCGCCGGGAAACACGAGAGAGUGGCUGCCACCGCAUGGAGGUUGGUGCACACUUCGAGGCGGCCAGAGUCUGACUGGAAGCAACCGAACACGAGAAACGGCAGUUUGUAGAAUCUGGAUGGUCGCAUGCUCUUGCUGCUUGAAGCGCUCUGCGAGUUCGUGGGAGGCAGGAAGCAGGAAGGUGUUUGCUCAGCAUAGGUUGGUAGAAAUCGAGGACAAUUAGGAAACGGACCUUGCGCAGAAUGUCAAUGUAUCACGGUGUGAGACGUCUGAUAGCUGUCACCGGGAGGAGUAGCUCGAAUUUUGGGGUGCAGGAGUUUGGGAGUGCGACCGUAGAGGAACAGAUCAAGGGAUAGUUGGCGGAAAGUUCAAAUUGUUUUGGAGUGGAUAGCAGAAACCCAUAGACGCAGAUGCGGACUCUUUGUGAUGUUUGCGAGGCAGCGCCCGCGCGACUUUUUUGUGCCGCCGACGAGGCUGCACUGUGCUUGACAUGUGAUGAGAAGGUACAUGGAUGCAACAAAUUGGCCAGUAGACACGUGCGGCUGGAGCUCGCCGAAGCGCGGGCAGUGCCACGCUGUGACAUCUGCGAGAACGCCCCCGCCUUUUUUUUUUGUGGCAUUGAUGGUACCUCGUUAUGCCUACAAUGCGACAUGGAUGUGCACAUCGGGGGAAAAAAGACCCACGAACGCUAUUUGUUGAUGGGGCAACGCGUUGAGUUACCCACGAAGCCACGCCAGGAUGAUCUUGCAGCAGUGAAAGACGGUGCAACAAAGGACGGGAAGAAAUCCAAGGAUGGAAACGAACACAUUCACCAUCACCACCACCACCACCAUCAUCAUCACCAUCACCAUGAAGGACAACAGGACAAGACCAAACCUGUCACAAGUGGAGAAUGGAAUAACAGCAAUGCACCUGCCGUAGCCAUUGCCGUAGGUGACGAGGAUUUGCAGUCACCCACGAAUCGUCGGGUGUCGCGGAUGAUAGAUCUGAACACAAGGCCAGCACAUUUACAGCAAUUGGCACAUACCAGCAAGGACCAGGAGCUGGCCAGCAGUGACGACGAAUGUGUUGGAGUUGUCCCCGAGAUGGCCCCAAGAUCGUCAUCAGAAAAUUCGGAGGAAUAAUCGGCUAAUUGGUUCAUAUUCCAUUCUCUGUUGUCUUCCAUAAAUGAGGUUAACAAUUCUGUAACAAAAGCUUCACCUCUUUUUUCUAGAAUGACCUUUUCAAUCGGUAGUUCCUUAGUCAAGGAACCAGUUGAGUAGAAUAGAGAUGGGUACAUGUUUUCAGACUGCCAACUACCGCCAUGCAUUUGCAAUUUAGUGUUAUUAUAUUCCGCGGCAUCUUUUUUAGCACUGAUACUCCUUUUUGAGUUGUUGUCGCUCCUCUAUCUCAGUUGCCGCUUGGCAGUGUCUUGUCUUCUGAAGAAUGAAAGGUGGAGGAGAUUCCUCAGUCGAAUCCUGAUAUGUGCUGAGAUGUGGACUCCAAUGGUUAAAAUGGAAGGGUUAAUGCACCAAUUUUUUAGGCACAUGAAUCUUGGAAGAUCAGGAUGUUGUCAAAUGAGGACGUAAGCUCUGUUUGAAACUUUUAGGAAAAGUCUAGUUUAGAACGCAGUCAUUGGAUCUGUAGAGAUGUGCCAAGUCGCUUACAUGUUCGCUCGUGAACACACAAAGCUAUUAAAUCAGCUGGGCACAUGAUUUUAGAAGGUCUUGUUUGGACCUCCUCAUCUUUGGGUAGUUCUGGGGAAGAUCAAGAAGAUCGUGUAAAAAGUCUCAAGCUAUACGUUUGUAUAGAGAGCACAGAGAAAGGUUUUAUUUCUUUCACAAUUCCAGGCACCUUUCAGUCGUUCAUCCCCCAAUCUUUUAUUUGUGAGGGUCGGGGGACAUUAACAGGUUGUGCUCAAGAUCAUUUCAAUAGUACCUCUCAUGUUAAUUGGG
Molecule: messenger RNA, 2113 nt
Organism: Marchantia polymorpha subsp. ruderalis
Lineage: Eukaryota; Viridiplantae; Streptophyta; Marchantiopsida; Marchantiales; Marchantiaceae
Source: the annotation of a GenBank genome assembly